This is a messenger RNA of Lingula anatina, 1699 nucleotides long. RefSeq lists its product as uncharacterized. The record is from RefSeq and is a predicted model, not a curated record. Lineage: Eukaryota; Metazoa; Brachiopoda; Lingulata; Lingulida; Lingulidae.
UCAUGGUAUAGGGUAUAUUGGCUACUGAGGUUUAGGUGAGUGGGGGAACUUAACAUCAAAUCGAAAUACUUACACCAGCGUUUAUAUCACUUUUUGCACAUCGUGUGGUCACUAAGGGUGACUGUUUACAUAAGGAUCCUAUAAAGCAUAAGGCAAGCUUGUUCUCAACAUGCAUGAAUUGGGCAAUGCAGCUACUGUAAGAGCAGUUCUGAUGUAGACGUCGUUACCAUCAGAAGCUAUAUGGAAAACUGCGAAAAAGAACUUUUUUACCCAGUGCUACCUCCAAACAAGGAUGCUGUUUGUGACAGCAACAUGACUGGAAGUGGCAAUGGAGGGGUUGCCAGAUUCAUUUUAAAGAAGAAAGACUAUGGCCACCUGAUAGGUAAACGCCGUAAAGAUGACAGAAGCAAUUUUGGUUUGAAGGAGCUACAUAUCCAAACUUUUGGAAUUAAAUCUCUACCCGACCUAAAGAACAUAAUUGGGGACUAUAUAAAGCAGCAUAAGGCGUGUCUGGUGGAUGGUGUAAAUGACUUCAACAUCAAUCUGGUACUGGAACGAGAAUGGGAGGAACUGAUAAACAAGCUAGAAUUGGAAAAUGACGAUGUAAUCGACCUUCGACUAUUCCAUAUAGCCAAAGAAAACCACAACUUCUUCAUGCUGGCAAAGAAUGUCUCUUUUUUACUACUUUCGGCGGACACAGCACCACCGCCUGUACCAUUGGUUGUAUUUUUGUUACAUUCUGUCAAGCCCCAAGUAGAAAAGUUUGCUAAAAUCUUUUUUAAAUCAUGGGGAAGCUUUGAAAGAAAUUGCAGAGAAUACCAUGACGUGGUGCGAGGUCACAUAUUUAACUGUCUGGUGGCUUUAUCCAACGGAGAUCACAGUUAUGAAGACAAAGAUGGCAAUACAAAUCGUCUGACUGAUAGUUCAAGUUGGGAGAUCAAAGACACUGAAGAUUAUGACUCAGAUGAAUCGGUUUUGGGAAGCGGAUACAAAAAAACUAGUAAACGACUUUGCCAUAUUUCUAUAAAGGGCACCACGACAGAUUGCCGCCUGGUGUUUUGGGAACAGAAGUACAACCAAACAGAACGGGUUUAUUUGAUUGAUAAAAUCGCGCAACACAGCAAAGGAGGGAUGGUUAAGAACAAGGGAGAUAAACAUAGCAAAGAAAAACGAACUCGUAAACGGACGGCUUCGGAUGAUAAUCCCGAGGAAUUAGAAAGAGAAAUAAAUAAAAUCAAGGUAGUGUUUUGCCAUAACAAACAAGCUGAUGAAAACAAAGCAAGCAAAGCUACAACAGAGUAAUACUCUAGAAACCAUCUGUACAAUUAAGUGAAAACUUUGUCUUCUCGCCAAUUAUACAUUUGCUCGUCAAACAGUUGUGUUUUGCAGUUUACGUUAAAAGCGUACUGUACCAGCUUAUGGCUUGGAUAGGGUUAAGAAUCAUGCCCAUAUCGACAUGUUAUAAACAUAUAUAAUGAGAAACCAAGGUGUAAGAUGAAAGAAAUGUUAUAUUCACAUAACCAUUCACGCAAUUAUAAAUAUUAUAAGUGUUUUAUUGUUGUCGUUAAUGUUGUCAUCAUAAUUAUCCAAUUUUCAAUUUUAUUUACAUCCAACAAUAUAAUUUAAACUUGGUGUGCGGUAGCUAGGCUCUAUAUUAGCUAAGUGCUCUGUGACGGGAAUGGGUGUAUUGUACUCUGUU